Molecule: messenger RNA, 1092 nt
Organism: Penicillium paradoxum
Lineage: Eukaryota; Fungi; Ascomycota; Eurotiomycetes; Eurotiales; Aspergillaceae
Product: TauD/TfdA dioxygenase family protein
Exons: 4
Coding region: 1-1092 (363 amino acids)
Cellular component (GO): cytoplasm
Molecular function (GO): 2-oxoglutarate-dependent dioxygenase activity
Source: RefSeq, a predicted model, not a curated record
AUGGCAUCUGCAGUCGUCGAAACCGCCACUCCGGUGGUUCCCAUUGUCGAGGAAAAGAUUACCCUGACGGGUCUCGCACGCGAACCCAUUAAGUCUACAGGAGCCCUUGACUCUUUCGAGUCCUUCGAUGUUACUCCAAUCAUUGGACGGGAAUUCCCCAACGCCAACUUGAAGGACUUCCUGCGUGCUCCCAACUCUGAUGAGUUGCUUCGGGAACUUGCUUUGACCAUCUCCCAACGCGGAGUCGUCUUCUUCCGUAAGCAGGAUGGCCUUGAUGAUGACCUACAAAAGGAGCUUGUCCAGCGUCUUGGAGAGCUCUCUGGCAAGCCAAGCACAUCUGGAUUGCACAUCCACCCAAUAGCCAACUCAAGCCGGGAGCACAGCGUCAAGGAUGAUGAGAUUAGCGUGAUCAGCUCGGCACAGCGGAAAGCCCUGUACAAAGACAGAAACCUGUCGCGCCAGCAGAGUGCACGUCAAGAGUGGCACAGUGAUAUUACUUUCGAGCCUAUUCCCAGUGAUUACACUCUUCUUCGUCUCACUGAGCUUCCCAAGACCGGUGGUGACACUAUGUGGGCCUCCGGCUACGAAGUCUACGAUCGCCUUUCCAAGCCAUACCAACAAUUCCUAGAGGGCUUGACUGCCACCUACGCGCAGCCUCGAUUCAAUGCAGUCGCCAAGAACAACGAUUUCAAGAUUCACCCUGGUCCUCGAGGUGCGCCUGAGAACGUGGGAGAGGAGCUCAGCGCUAUCCACCCCGUUAUCCGCACCAACCCUGUCACCGGGUGGAAGAGUGUCUUUGCUGUUGGCACCCAUGUGCAGAGUGUGAAUGGCCUUUCUGAGCAGGAGAGCCGGCAUCUCCUUGACUGGUUUGUGACCCUCAUUGUCGAGAACCACGACCUCCAGGUGCGCUACCGCUGGCAAAAUCCCAACGAUCUUGCUAUCUGGGAUAACCGAUCCGUCUAUCACGCAGCAACUUGGGAUUAUGAGGGUCUCGGUCCGCGCACUGGUCACCGUGCGGUUGGUCUUGGAGAGCGCCCGUACCUGGAUCCUAACAGCAUCUCAAGAAGGGAUGCGUUGGAAAAGAGCGAAUAG